This is a messenger RNA of Colletotrichum orchidophilum, 696 nucleotides long. RefSeq lists its product as uncharacterized. The transcript has a single exon. NCBI's taxonomy places the organism in Eukaryota, Fungi, Ascomycota, Sordariomycetes, Glomerellales, Glomerellaceae. Bases 1 to 696 code for a protein of 231 amino acids. The record is from RefSeq and is a predicted model, not a curated record.
AUGGACACAAACGCACUUCUCCCACCGGCCACCUUCCUAUGGAGCGACCCACCAACCGCCGGCCCCGAGUUCAACAACAAUAACAACAAGAAAAUAAGGAGUCACGAUGGCAGCCGCGGGAGCGAAAAGAGUCAGCCCAUCUUCGCGGCCACGGAAAAGCUGGCCAACGAAUCUGGCCGCAGUAAGGAAUCGUUGAAGGCGGUACGGAGUAGACUCGUCUCGCGCCAGGGGUCGCGGGCGACGAGGAGGUCGAGGGCGUCGAUUGAGUCCCGGGGUCCCUUUUCGUCCAACGAGGACCUGGACAUUGACGUGGACGACGUAGAGGACCUUGAGCUGCCACCGAACAUUUUGGCAGACAACUGGGACUCUUCUGCACCGCCCUCUUCUCGGUCCGCCGAGCGUCCAUGGCACCGCAGCAGCAGCAGCAGAAAGCCGCGGAAAUGGAAGCGUGGCGGCUUUGUCUCGGCGGGCUGGAUGGAGGAGGAGCCAAUGUCGGAGGCCGCUGGCGUCCAGCAGAAGAAGAAGAACAAGAAGGAGAGGAAGCGCGGCUUCCGUGCCAGACUUCGACGACUCCUCGGCCAGGAUAGGGAAAAGAGUAAAGCUGGCCACGAGUCGCCUUACGGCCAUGAACAGACCCGAGACCUGCAGAGCGAUGACUCGAGGCUUUCUGGCGAGCAAGACGCCGCGGCACAGUAG